Apiotrichum porosum is the source of this 1227-nucleotide messenger RNA. RefSeq lists its product as uncharacterized. NCBI's taxonomy places the organism in Eukaryota, Fungi, Basidiomycota, Tremellomycetes, Trichosporonales, Trichosporonaceae. The transcript has 4 exons. The record is from RefSeq and is a predicted model, not a curated record. The coding region runs from base 1 to 1227 and encodes 408 amino acids.
AUGAGCUGGCUCUCGUCCCUCUGCUUCUGGCCGCUGGCGCCUGAGCGUCAACCCCUCCUCCUCGAUGUCUCCCCUUCGUCCCAGUUCCCUCCCCCACACACCGUGUUGACCGCACCCGUCCCGCGCACUCGCCCGUUCAACCACCUCGCAUCUCUCCUUGGCCGGCUGCCAGCACCGGAAGACGCCGAGCUCCGCCACUCGCACAGCUCAAACCACUCGACCGCCUCGUCCCGUCCACUGAGCAUUGUCGAGUAUGCCGACCGCCGGUGGGAGGAGCGCCGCGAAGAGCGUCAAGGUCGUGCCCGUCGUCGAGAGGCCGAGUCCCGGCGACAGCGUGCACUCUCCAGUGCAUAUGGCAGCCGCAUGUGCAAGGUAGAUGGACACCGUACCUCCCAGCCAACCACCCCAACGUUUGUCGACGGCCGCGAGGCCCCGCCACGCCCGCCCAGCGCGACCAGCACCCACUCGCGUGCCACCCAGGGGUCCAUGGGCAACCGUCAAAGUCACGUCCGCCACCGCUCCCUCGACGUCUUGCCUCUCCAGACCUCGAUCACCGACAUUGUCGUCCCCGACUCCCCCACGAGCUUUGCCCAGUCGCCGUCCACCACCCCUCAUGCUCUCCCCUCUCCUCCGCCGGCAUUCUCCACCCGCCGCACCGUCUCCACUCCCGUUGUCCCCUCUCCACCGACAUCCCCUACGACCCCACCCCAGGGCGGACCUGCAGGUGGACCUCCCGGUGCUCAGCAGGUCGCCGCCGAUCUCCCCGGGCUCAACCACCUCCGCUCCGACUCGUCCCUCACCACCCUCAACACACUCGCCUCGCCGUGUGCCGUCAGGGCAAGCCUCCCCCUCGAGGAAAAAUACCGUGCUUCCCGCGCUGCUCGUGGCAGCAUGAGUUCGGUCAGCGAUGCUCGCUCCCCCUCGCCCCACCCGCGCGACCUCGUGGACCGUAUGUCCGAGGCCGAUGGAUACCCCUUCCCGCACCCAAACGAGUACGACGAGGGUGAGACCCUGUACGACGCGGACGACAGCGGAGUGGUCCACAAGACCAUUGGACUGGCGGGUCUCAAGCCCAUCUGCGGCACAGGCAGCACGCGUCGUCGCAAGCACAACAAGCGCGUCCGCUUCCCGCCCGGCACGGCUACGACUGGCCGCCGUUCCCGUGCGGACAGCAAGGCCAGCAUGACGUUUGGCGACUAUGAAAAGGUCGCCGACGAAAAGGCCUAG